GUCGGAAUAAGAUGAGGAAAUCGGUGGCGGCGGGAACCUCGAAAUGCGUUUUCAGAGUCACCAUGUUUUACGACGCGUGUCGCAUUCAGUCGAUGUUGCAAUAGAGAGUUUUGGAUAUUUCUUUGCAAAUUAUCUUCAUCUUCUUCGAUUGGAUAACUUCUGACCCCAAAAAAAAAAAAAAAAAUUCUGCAACUCUAGAGAUAUUUCUCUUUGAAUUCUUCGUGGAUUGAGUUGUUAUUACCUUUGAGGAAACGAAAAGGAAUCUGUUUUCUCCCUCUCGCCAUUGUUAUGUGGAAUUUAGCUUCAAAAUCCACCAAAGAAAGCUUUAAAUCAAAGGGAGAAGAUGCUGCCACAAAAUCUAGAAAAGCUCCUUUAGAUCCCUCUGGAGAUGGAAGAAAGACAACGAAGGAAGAAAGAUUGGAGUGUCCCAUUUGCUGGGAAUCAUUCAACGUCGUUGAGAAUGUGCCAUACGUCUUAUGGUGUGGUCAUACCAUCUGCAAGUAUUGUCUCUUAGGGCUUCAACGUGCUGUUGUGAUCAAAUCCUCAGCUUUACCUUUCCAGCUUCCCUUCUUCGUUGCUUGCCCUUGGUGCAAUUUACUCUCGUUGAGGCUAGUCUGCAAUGGAACCAUCAAAUUCCCUUCCAAGAACUAUUACCUACUAUGGAUGGUUGAAAGCAUGAAUAGCUGUAGAUCCGACAACAAAAGGGUCACUUCAGGGCAGAGAGAUUUGAGUAAGAGGUGUGACGGGGAGAGUAAUACCGCCUCAGAUGAUGAACAUUUGCUGAACAAUCGCGGUUGGUGGAAUGUUGUGACCAGAGGAUACUUCAGAACUGGGAGACUUCAUGACUCGGUAUGUAAGUCAAUGGCUCUUGUUGCUCAUUUGUUGGCUAAGUUUCCUUUGGUAGUCAUAUUCCUGUUGAUGGCUUUAUAUGCAAUCCCUGUGAGUGCUGCAGUUCUCGGACUCUAUUUCUUUGUCACCUUUGCUUUGGCUGUCCCGUCGUUUCUCAUCCUCUAUUUCGCUUUCCCGACGUUAAACUGGCUGAUCAGAGAGAUUUCAGCCUAACUCAGUGGAAUGUCUCUUUGUUCCUUUUUGUUUCCUGAGUUGUAAGACACAUGAGAGAAUGAAUUAUAGAGCCAAAGUUGUUACAGUUAAUGUAGACAAG
Messenger RNA from Eutrema salsugineum, 1162 nucleotides. RefSeq lists its product as uncharacterized. Bases 289 to 1062 code for a protein of 257 amino acids. NCBI's taxonomy places the organism in Eukaryota, Viridiplantae, Streptophyta, Magnoliopsida, Brassicales, Brassicaceae. The record is from RefSeq and is a predicted model, not a curated record. The transcript has 2 exons.